CACAAUUGGUACUUGUAUUUGCAUAAAAAGACUUGCCAAAAUAUUGUACAAAUUAAAUAAAUCUUCCGAUUUUAAUUUUUAACUUAAAUUCAAGUUCCUGCUUUUGCAAAUAAACGAGCUUAAAAAAACGAUUGUGUCAACCCCUUGUGGUGGCGUCAGCAGCAGUGAUUGUGAGUCACUUGCGAAAAUUUCCCAAACCUGCUACAAAAAAAACUCGCAACCACUUGCUAAGUCAUCAGUUCGCCAUAAACACCGCAUAUCAAUAAUCACGCAAUGGCUGCAAUCGUGGAAAAUGAGCCGCGCACGGAGUUGCAGGAACUGCAGCUUAAAUCCGCUCAAGUGGCCGACGAGUCGUUGGAAAGCACUCGUCGCAUGCUUGGUUUGAUGGAUGAAUCUAAGGAAGCAGGCAUACGCACUCUGGUAGCCCUGGACGAUCAGGGCGAGCAGCUAGAUCGCAUUGAGGAGGGCAUGGAUCGCAUCAAUGCAGAUAUGCGAGAGGCAGAAAAGAAUCUUAGUGGCAUGGAGAAAUGCUGCGGUGUCUGUGUUCUGCCGUGGAAGAAGGUCAACAUAAAGGAUGACGGUGAUAGCGCUUGGAAGGCCAAUGAUGAUGGAAAAGUGGUGGCCAGUCAGCCGCAACGUGUCAUUGAUGAGCGCGAGCGUGGAGGCAUGGGAGCACCACCACAAUCUGGGUAUGUAGCUCGCAUAACCAACGAUGCGCGCGAGGACGAAAUGGAUGAGAAUUUGGGACAAGUAAACUCAAUGCUAGGAAACUUGCGCAACAUGGCCUUGGACAUGGGAUCCGAGUUGGAGAAUCAAAACAAGCAAGUUGAUCGCAUUAAUGCCAAAGGUGAUGCGAAUAACACUCGCAUGGAUGGUGUUAAUAAGCGCGCAAACAAUCUGCUCAAGAGCUAAACU
Molecule: messenger RNA, 915 nt
Organism: Drosophila montana
Lineage: Eukaryota; Metazoa; Arthropoda; Insecta; Diptera; Drosophilidae
Gene: Snap24
Product: Synaptosomal-associated protein 24kDa
Exons: 1
Coding region: 274-912 (212 amino acids)
Biological process (GO): synaptic vesicle priming; exocytosis; synaptic vesicle fusion to presynaptic active zone membrane
Cellular component (GO): plasma membrane; SNARE complex
Molecular function (GO): SNAP receptor activity; syntaxin binding
Source: RefSeq, a predicted model, not a curated record